Esox lucius (northern pike) is the source of this 1551-nucleotide messenger RNA. RefSeq names its product stathmin domain containing 1 (gene stmnd1). The coding region runs from base 246 to 1013 and encodes 255 amino acids. Gene Ontology annotation, biological process: microtubule depolymerization; regulation of microtubule polymerization or depolymerization; neuron projection development. The record is from RefSeq and is a predicted model, not a curated record. Lineage: Eukaryota; Metazoa; Chordata; Actinopteri; Esociformes; Esocidae. The transcript has 6 exons. Gene Ontology annotation, molecular function: tubulin binding. Gene Ontology annotation, cellular component: cytoplasm; neuron projection.
CUACUGAUGCUGAAGUUUUUUUAUGCCAGAAGGUUCUCGAGCAUCUCCUGCUCCUGCGUGUGACCACAACCCUGAGCAACCGGUCAUGGUAACGCGCAGCGUCCUUGGCGACAUGGGCUGCGCUCUCUUGGAUAGUGUAAAGGAAUGCGACUGCGAGAGAGAUUCCUUUUGUCUCCGUACCCCCCCGCGAAAUCCUCGACAGAUCGUAAAGAACCAAUUUGACAGACCACUACUCGGAAGUAAAUAUGGGAUGCGGCGGCUCCAGAAUCACGGCGGUCAAGCCGGUGAGGUCUGGCGAGUUGAAUGGAGAGGAUGACACAGGAAGUAAGCAAGGAUGUAGGGGUGAAUCAGCCGUGUCAAAGUUCACCACAGAUAGCGGAGUUGUCCUGGAAGCUGAAGAGUUCCCAGCCUUACCUGGGACACUUGCAAGGGUACUUCCCUCACUGGCAGCCCACAGAUCUUGCCUGUGCCAGGAGGUCGAAAGGCCCAAGUCCAGUGAGAUCCUGGAGCAGCUACUGAGCCAAGGCCUCAUCACGACCGUUCCCAGGGAGCGCCUCAGUGGGGAGGCCUACAAUAUCCUGAUUGACGGAACAGAGACACCAAAACGUAGGCUGCCUCCUCGCCUGGAGUCCCUGAAGGGCAAAAGGAAUGAGUCGAUCACCAAAGAUGACAUUGAGGAGAGGAUGAGACAUGCAGAGGGGCGACGCAAACUCAGAGAGGAGGAGCUGAAAGUGAGGCUGAGGACUAAGUCCGCCCGCGUCCGUAACCCAGUGGCUGCCACGACAACCAGAGAGGGGGGUGGGACGGGUCUGGUGGAGGUCCCCUCUGCUGGUGAGAUCCCACCAACCGUAGGAGGGGUUCCGCCGGACCCAUGGCAUCCAGGACCACUCCUGACCCUGGGAGAAGGGGACGGAGGGAGUGGAGGGCUCAGUGAGCGCGGUGGGCAAAUUCUCUCAGCCUCUCUGGUGGAGAAUGACUCAACCUUUCAACAGGCUGAGCUAAUGAUAUUUUAGCACUAGGGUGGAAGCACCUGAUUCACGCAAUAUUGUUAUGGUGUUUUAUGUGUCAGAGACUAGUGUCUGACAGGUGAGGGAUGGAUUCAAGGAUGGAGGUGAUUACAAGGCCUGGAGAGGAUAAGAUGUAGGGAGGGAUGAGAGGGAGAACGGUGUGGUUUAGGUAGGAAUGAGUGCUUGGGUUGAGGGGGAGACUGAUAUGUGAUGUGUUUGUGUGUUGUACACAGAGUAUCUGCAAAUAGUUAAAGAAAAUGCCAAUUACCCAAAAACGAAUUCAUGGAGAUAUUUAUUUUCCUUUCGUUUUACAAAGUUGAAGGAUUUUUCUCACCUAUGUUACAUAUACAUUGCCAUGAUGGACUGAGCUAUUUUAGACACAAUAUGGCGUUGUUUUAAUGGAAUUAAAAUGCACUAGAGUAUGCUGACGUAUGCAUUGUCUUUGUGUCGUUAUCAUGUGUAUUGCGGUUUUCAGUAUCUAAAAAGUGGAUGUUAUUACUUGGCUCCCAUCUGAGCUAAUAAAUAAAAGCAAUUGAAAUAAAAA